This is a messenger RNA of Cebus imitator (Panamanian white-faced capuchin), 5301 nucleotides long. It is a transcript of the gene CRACR2A, whose product is annotated as calcium release activated channel regulator 2A. The transcript has 19 exons. Lineage: Eukaryota; Metazoa; Chordata; Mammalia; Primates; Cebidae. Gene Ontology annotation, molecular function: GTP binding; calcium ion binding; GTPase activity. Bases 617 to 2833 code for a protein of 738 amino acids. The record is from RefSeq and is a predicted model, not a curated record.
CAGAGCAAGACUCCAUCUCAAAAAAAAGAAACUAAUGGGAGUGACUUUACCAGGGGUGGCAGGUUACUGUCCCUAGUGAACAGAACUGGAACUCUGCUAGAAGGGAGGAAAGAAUAAAUGGAUGCUGCUUAAGCCAGCAAUAGUGUCUGCCUCAAAGCCCAACCCAGAUAAUCUAAAAUGAAUUGCCUGAAGUCAAAGUGAGGAAACUUUUCCUCUCUCUGUUCUGACAGCAGGUCAUGCCCUGACCACAGCUGCCCUUCAGGAGCCUGGCACAGAGCCACCUGGGGUCAUCGGGCUGUUUGUCAAGGGUGGGGCAGCAGCAACUUGCCUUUCUCCAUGAGCCCAGACAAAGCCUCCACUGGGCGCUCAGCAGAAGAGAAACCCUGCGGGAGCCAGAGUCCAGAGUGCUGGGAUCCAGCAGGAGUGCCAGCAGAAUACAGCCAAGGUGUGCUGCCUCCUCUCCUGCCAGGCGUGUGGCUGGACACGAGUCUUGCUGAUGGUGGAAUUCAAAUCACCAGUGCCCAAAGUACCCUUCAGGUGUGAAGAGUUGCAGGCCCUUCGAGGAGCUGGGAGCUGCAAGGUUCUGAAAAAGACUUCAAGAAACUGACUAAUCUGGAUGGCCACCCCUGACAGAAGGGUAGUCUCCAGACCCCAGAGACCUGGUCAGGAGUCUGGCCAGAAGCCGAAGGGAAGUGGAGCCCGCCUGCAUCCCCUGGACAGCCUGGAGCAGAGGGAGGCUCAGGAGCUGAGGGAGACUCAGGAGCAGGCACCAGGCCAGCUAGUCAUGCUGAGGAAGGCACAGGAAUUCUUUCAGACCUGUGAUGCUGAAGGCAAAGGCUUCAUCGCCAGGAGGGACAUGCAGAGGCUGCAUAAGGAGCUACCGCUCAGUCUGGAGGAACUGGAGGAUGUGUUUGAUGCCCUGGAUACUGAUGGCAAUGGCUAUCUGACCCCAGAGGAGUUCACUACUGGAUUUAGUCACUUCUUCUUCAGCCAGAAUAACCCAAGUCAGGAAUAUGCAGGUGAACAGGUGGCCCAACACCACGAAGAGCAGGUGUAUCAGUCCAGAGGGGAGGAGGGUCUGGGAGACAUGGAUGAAGACGAGGAAGCCCAGUUCCAGAUGCUGAUGGACAGACUUGGAGCCCAGAAGGUUUUGGAAGAUGAAAGUGAUGUCAAGCAGCUCUGGCUGCAGCUGAAGAAGGAUGAGCCUCAUUUACUAUCCAACUUUGAAGAUUUCCUGACCAGAAUCUUCUCUCAGCUCCAAGAAGCCCAUGAGGAGAAGAAUGAACUGGAGUGUGCCCUAAAAAGGAAAAUUGCAGCUUAUGAUGAAGAAAUCCAGCAUCUCUAUGAGGAGAUGGAACAACAAAUCAAAGACGAGAAGGAGCAGUUUCUUCUGAAGGACACAGAGAGGUUUCAAGCCCGCAGUCAAGACCUGGAGCAGAAACUGUUAUGUAAGGAGCAGGAGCUGGAGCAGCUCGCCCAGAAGCAGAAAAGGCUGGAAGGUCAGUGCACAGCCCUGCAUCAUGACAAGCAUGAGACCAAGGCUGAGAAUAACAAGCUGAAACUCACUAACCAGGAGCUGGCCCGGGAGCUGGAGCGGACCUCCCAGGAGCUCCAGGAAGCUCAGUGGCAGCUGGAAAGCCUCCAGCAAGAGGCCUGCAAACUCCACGAGGAGAAGGAGAUGGAAGUGUACCGCGUGACAGAGAGUCUACAGCGCGAGAAGGCGGGGCUCCUCAAGCAGCUGGAUUUCCUAAGGGAAAGGAACAAGCACCUUCGGGAUGAACGGGACACAUGUUUUCAGAAAGACAAGGCAGCCAAGGCAAACGCAGCUGCUUCCAAGGCAAGCUGGAAAAGAAGAUCUGGCUCCGUGAUAGGCAAAUAUGUGGACGGCAGAGGGAUUUUUAGGAGUAGUCAGUCAGAGGAGGAGGAGGAGGUGUUUGGCAUCCCAAGGAGAAGCUCCCUGGGCCUGAGUAGAUAUCCCCUAACAGAAGAGGAGCCAGGAGCCGGGGAGACAGGGCCUGGGGGUCCCUACCCCCGGCCACUCCGCAGAAUCAUCUCCAUUGAAGAAGACCCCCUGCCCCAGCUCCUGGAUGGCGACUUUGAGCAACCCCUGAGCAAGUGCCCAGAAGAGGAAGAGGUCUCUGACCAGAGGGUACAGGGACAAAUCCAGGAGGCCCCGCCCUUGAAACUCACCCCCACAUCUCCCCGAGGACAGCCUGUUGGAAAAGAAGCCCUGUGUAAGGAGGAAAGCGUUCCCUCUGCCCCUGACCGGCUCUUCAAGAUUGUGUUUGUGGGCAAUGCUGCGGUGGGAAAGACAUCGUUCCUGAAGAGGUUCUGUGAGGACCGGUUCUCCCCAGGCAUGGCGGCCACUGUGGGCAUUGAUUACCGUGUGAAGACGGUGAAUGUGGAUGACUCUCAGGUGGCCCUGCAGCUGUGGGACACGGCUGGGCAGGAGAGGUACCGGUGCAUCACCCAGCAGUUCUUCAGAAAGGCCGAUGCUGUCAUCGUUAUGUACGAUCUCACAGCCAAGCAGUCAUUCCUGUCGGUCCGGCGGUGGCUGAGCAGCGUGGAGGAAGCUGUGGGAGACCAGGUUCCUGUUCUUCUGCUGGGUAAUAAGCUUGACAAUGAGCAGGAGCGGGAAGUUCCCCGGGGCCUUGGAGAGCAGCUUGCCAAGGAGAACAAUCUGAUCUUCUAUGAAUGCAGCGCCUACUCUGGUCACAAUACCAAAGAGUCCCUGUUCCAUCUAGCCAGGUUCCUCAAGGAGCAAGAAGACACAGUGAGAGAGGACACCAUUCAGGUCGGCCGACCCGCUAAGCAGAAAUCCUGCUGUGGCUGAUAGGGCCCUACCAGGACUGCCCCCAGCAAGCCUGAGGUCACAGAGCCUGCCCUGAUCCUGCACAUGGCUCCUGCACAGUUGCCACCCACCAGGGUCCGCCCAGUCCUUUUCUUUGUCAGUCACUCGCCUCCCCCAAAAGGAAGGGAAGCACAUCCCAUCAGGAGAGCUGCUCUUGGAGCAUCUCGGAGUCUUUUCUCUCCUUUCUGUUUCUAGACCCCAGAUGCCCAUCCCUUUGUUGUUGUUGUUGUUGUGUUUCCCUGACUUAGUUUCCUGGGGGGAAAGAAACAGAUGGGCUUUUCCAGAAAAACCACCAUGUGCCUUCUCCACCCCCCUUCUCCUUCCCUCGCCCUUAGGAGCCUCAGCACUGCUGUUGCCAUGACAACCAUGUAGGUCCUGACUUGCGGCUUCCUGCAGGCCAAAGGUACAGCACUCAGGUGCCGCCAGGGUAGUUAAUCUUGCUUGGCCCCUGUCCUCCGGAGGCCAAAGGGAUACUCUUACAUGUGCUGUGUGGAUCUGGAGAUACCUGAGUUGUUGUUGACUGCAGCAAACCAGGGCAGCCACAUUCUAUUCUACCCCUGACCUGGGGGCUCCGCUCUUUCCGUAAUGCCAAGCUUUGAGCCUUCCCUCUCAGCACCAUGUCCACUGCCUCUGCCCCCUUGGGUUUUCUGGAACAGUGCCUUAUGGAGAACCUACAGCCUUUCCUCCUCACCCCCCACCCACAACCCUGACUCCAGGGUGGUCUGUGGGUGAGAAGGGAUGCCUGGGGUUAGGGAGUGGGCUGACUUCCUACUUAACUUUGAGAAAUGAAAAGAAAACUAGUGGAAAAAAGCUAUCUGCUGCUAAACAGAGCGACCAUUUCUGGAAGGUAUAAAUGAGGUAUAUAUAGCUAUAUAAAAGCCAUUUUCUAAAUGUUUCUCAAAAUAGCUCUUUGAAAAAUCGUACAUGAUGAUUAACAGGGUAGACUGACAAGCAGGCAGUGGGGCCCAGCACAAGGGCCGUAGUUACUGACUUCAUUUUAUUUUCUUGUACUUUAUUCUGGAACACUGUAUUUUUUUCAGUGUGGCUGUGAUGUUGACAUUUGCCGGUGUUUGAGAAGUGAGCAGAAUGUAGCACCCCCGACUGCAGCAGCACAGGGCCCUUGCACUGGGGGAGUGAUCUGGGCCCCGUGGGACUCCUGCAGCUGGGUGGUGGUGAGUUCCCAGCCAGCUCCGGCAUCACUAGCCAGCCGUCACCGCACUCUUGCCCUGAGUGGGAAGUUGAAUGAAAGUUAUUACAAAGAUCACUGCCAAUCACUGGGCCUUCAGACCCAGGCCCCUACAGGAAAGUGGGUGGUUCACACCCAAGCAGGGCACACAGAGAGGAAGAGGGGCAGAAAGUGUCCACAGGCUUCCAACAAGGCAGUUGAAGACAACCCCACAUAGCCACACGGAGGGGAGAAAGACCACUGGCCAGAGUUCCCAAGGCAUUCCGAUAGCCUCCUCCCAGACUCCCAAAAUAGUCAGAGGCCCCCUGGGCAAGUACCUACCUCUUUUUUGCAGACUCCUCUCUUUCAUUGAGCACUCGUAGGAACCAGAGAGCCCAUGGAGGGUGCUGAACUAAAAUGACGACGGCGUACCAGAGGUGCUUCUUGAUCCUAAGCAAGCCCGCUCCCUCCCUGGGCUCCCCCGACAGCAGUAAAAUGAGGGGAUGGGCUAUUUGAUGUUUUGAGCUCUUCUUGCUCAGAUGCACAAGAUGACAUAUUUAUUUUCCAUUAUAGGCUGGCCCUGGACCUCAGUCCAAGGUUAGAGAAUUCAUAGGAAACUCCCUUCCCCUGAGGAAGGGCAGUGGUGGUGGUCCCAUUAAUAGGAUGAGGCAGGGAGAGGGGAUGCAUGGGGUCACCCAGAGGUGGCCCUAAAAUGUGUGUGUGUGUAUGUGUGUGUGUGUGUGUGUGUGUGUGUGUGUGUGUCAGUGUCAAGUGUGUAAAGGGAAAGGAAGGAUAGAAGGUCACGGUGGCCAUGGAGAAAGUAAACUCACUCUUCUGCUUUUGACAAAAAGCAAACAUGGCUAUUGGGAUUUAUGGGGCCAGCAGGCCAUUCCUGGGGUUCCCUAAGCCCACAAAUGUCUUUAUUCCUAAUACUUUGCCCCUGGCUUUCUGCUGCAUUCUUCCAUUUAGAAACAGAGCAUGCAAGGUUUAGGGCAGGGAAGGUCUGGCCUCCUAGUAUGUGGAGUAAAUCCCCAUGAUUCUUCAAAGGAGAGAGAAAGAAGUGAGGUGGCAGGGAGGGCGGUCUUCAGGCCUCUGUUCCUCUCUUCUCCAACCUCCCUUUUAAAAAGAGGGAGAAGGCCAAGUGUGGUGGCUCACACCUGUAAUCCCAGCUGAGCCAGAGGAUCAUUUGAGACCAGAAAUUUGACACCAGCUUUAGUAACAUGGCAAGACCCUACCACUACAAAAAAAAAAAAAAAUGAAUAUUAGCAGAGCAUGGUGGCGUGAG